This is a messenger RNA of Nomascus leucogenys (northern white-cheeked gibbon), 1095 nucleotides long. RefSeq names its product translation initiation factor IF-2-like. The transcript has a single exon. Lineage: Eukaryota; Metazoa; Chordata; Mammalia; Primates; Hylobatidae. The coding region runs from base 1 to 1095 and encodes 364 amino acids. The record is from RefSeq and is a predicted model, not a curated record.
AUGAGGAAGUACGAGUGGGGCUGGAGGGGGGUGCGGAGGGCUGGGCGGCGGGACUCAGGCCACGCGUCCCCUGCCGGGCCCCCACUCGCCCGAGUUUGGCUUACCCGGGUGGCGAGUCCGCGUUCGGCCUCCUGGCACGGGUGGGCUCUCCCUCCUGAGCGGCGCGGGCCUGCGGGCUGGAGAAGGAAGAGGCGGCGGCUGGCCGGAGCCCGAGCGGGCCCGGGUGCGGGUCGGGGCGAGCGGGAGCGCGGCGGGGCCGGGCCAGGCCAGUCAGCGCCGCGCCAUGUCCGCAGCGCGGGAGGAGGGAAGCGCAGGGCGCGCGGUGGCCGGGCGGCGGCGCCGCCUUACUGGCCGGGCGGCUGCGGCCUCGGCGGCGCUGGGCUCCGGGAGCGGGGCCGGCGGCUGCGUGCAGGCCGAGGGCGGCGGCUGCGGCUGGCGGCCCGACCGACGGGAAGGGCAGGGGAAGCUGUCAGCGCGUCGCCGGGCCGCUCCGGUGGCGAAACCUCCUCUUCCUGCCCCGGCUCGCUGGUGCACUUCUCUCUCUUUUCUCUCUCGCUCACUCUCUCACUUCCUGGCUGGAAAUUCCCACUGACGUCGAGAGAGCAUACAGACAGAGGGACACACGCGCGCACGCAGCGGGGGCGGGAGGUGGGGUCGCUGCCGGGGGUGGGGGAAGCCCGCACUUCUAGGGGCGCUGUGCGCCCCCGGCCCGGCUUCGCCGCUCGCCUCGGCUCCCGCCCCUCGGGGCCGCUUCGGGGCGCCGGGCGAGGGGCGCGCGUUAGGCGGCCUGGACGCCGCGGUCCCCUGCGGGGCUCUGGCUUCCUAGCAGGGCGCUCCGGAAUCCCAAGGGCUGGAGCCGGUAGGGACGCCCCCAGGAAGCGCCUGCCGGGCCCAAUGGUCGGGGAACGCAGGCGGCGCGGAGGCGGCGGCGGUGCCGCUGAUAGAGUCAUGCGGUCCAUAGCCCCUAAGGGCAGGCCCCAGCAGCUGGAGGGUCGGCAUGGAUCCAAGCAUGCCAGAUAUAAAAAUGAAGCUCAUCUGUAUAUUCCAUUUAAGUGUGUCUCAGUUACAUUCACAUCUCUUCACAGAUUAAACUAG